This is a messenger RNA of Pelodiscus sinensis (Chinese soft-shelled turtle), 5609 nucleotides long. It is a transcript of the gene CAPSL, whose product is annotated as calcyphosine like. Gene Ontology annotation, molecular function: calcium ion binding. The record is from RefSeq and is a predicted model, not a curated record. NCBI's taxonomy places the organism in Eukaryota, Metazoa, Chordata, Testudines, Trionychidae.
GCUGGGGAAAGACAGGGCCAGUUUGCCAAGCAGAACAAGAGAGCGUUUCAGGUAGAAGUUACAGGUUACAGAUUAACAUUAAAGAUGCCUGGUACAGCGAGGCACGACCGAGAUAUGGCAAUUCAGGCCAAAAAAAACCUACCCAAAACCACAGACCCAAUUGAGAAGCUUCGUCUGCAAUGUCUAGCAAGGGGAUCUGCAGGCAUUAAAGGACUUGGCAGAGUAUUUCGGAUUAUGGAUGAUGACAGAAACAGAACCCUUGAUUUUAAAGAAUUCUUAAAAGGGUUAAAUGAUUAUGCUGUGAUGAUGGACAAGGAAGAGGCUCAAGAGCUUUUCAGCAUCUUUGAUAAAGAUGGCAGUGGAACAAUAGACUUUGAUGAAUUUCUUGAAACAUUAAGACCUCCCAUGUCCAAUGCCAGAAAAGAGGUCAUCAUGCAAGCCUUUAGGAAGUUUGACAAAACUGGUGAUGGUGUUGUAACCAUUGAAGACUUACAGGGGGUGUAUAAUGCAAAGCAUCAUCCCAAAUAUCAGAAUGGAGAAUGGACAGAAGAUCAAGUUUUCAGAGCCUUUCUAGAUAACUUUGAUUCACCAUAUGAGAAAGAUGGGAAGGUCACAACAGAAGAAUUCCUGAACUACUAUGCAGGAGUCAGCGCUUCAAUAGACACUGAUGUCUAUUUCAUUAUCAUGAUGAGAAAUGCUUGGAAAUUCUAACUGCAUGAUUAAGGAAACAAGACUUUAUUUCCAGCCUCUUAGCUCCACAUGAUUAAAUAUGUUCACAUUUCCCAUUAUAGUAAUUUGUAGUCACUGUGCUGAUUUCCGUAUAUCAGAAGAGACAAUACCCACACAUCCCACAUUGUUCUGGCAGGAGCAUGCUGAGCUGAUGGCCUGUGAUAUCAAAGGGGAGAAUUGGCAUCCCUGCCAAUAAUCACUCCCCACCCUUUUCCUCCUGCUUCCCUUGUCUACGUUGUUUAUUCUCUCAGAUGGGUAACUAGUUUCUCUUCAGACAUGUGUGGUAGGCACCUUUCCUUCCCAAACAUGUCCUCAAAUCCAUGGCACAAGCUGCAGCUGUGUUUUAAGGAAGGUACCAUAGCACCAGAGCAGAGGAUUCUGGGAUGUAUAUACUCAGAAUUUUUAUGUGUAGGCAUUUUAGUAGCAUGUAUAUAUCCCAAAGCUUGCUAGAUUUUUCUUCCUUCUUUUCCUUCUAUUCCUUUGUCUCUUGACUUUAUUCACAUUGUCUGGGACCAUGUAUGUGCUCUUUCUCUCAUCAGAUAUACUAGUGGGCACAGAUACUUUACAAUGUUCUCUUUUCACUGUGACAUUCGAACACCUCCCUCUGCUCUACCUAAGGUCUAUUCUGGACCAAAAGUGAAAAACUCUGUUUAUUACUACCCUGUUUCUCCAGGGAUUUUUUUUUUAUGAACUAAAGAACUUUAUAAUUAUUUUUUUCUUAGCUUUGAUGCUGCAAAAGACUCUCCAGUCAUGUCAAUGUCCAUGAGAGCUGAUGUUUGGUCACUUACCUGUGAAAAGAGGGUUGGUGAAAGCAGGGACCUAUUUGUAGAGCCUGCAAAUCUGCGGAUAUCCACUUUAUAUCCGCAGGUAUCUGCAUUCGUGGAUUUAGAUGCGGAUAUCUACAGCUCAUUUUUGUGGAUAUGAAUGUGGAUACAGAAUCUAGAGCCAUGCAAAUUUACAGAUAUCCUCUUUGUAUCCAUAGGUAUUUGCAGUCAUGAAUGUCAGUGCAGAUAUCUGCAGCUCAUUUUUGCAGAUACAGAUGUGAAUGUGGAUACAAAUGUUGUGUCCAUGCAGGGCUCUAUCUAUCUGUAAGAUGUACUUCCUCUACUUAUUCCUACUUUCUUUCCUUUUCUCAUUUCUCUUGUGUCAGUUUCCCUUUGUCCCAGAGUAAAUUAUUGUCAUUGUGCAAAUGGUUUAUAUAGAGCAGGACUGGCUCCAAUUAAUUUGUGAAAUUGUCAUAUAAUUGGGUUUUCAAUUUCUUCCCAUCCUUAAUAAAGACCUCAAGGUUCUGACAGCAAAUCAAGCCAUGAAUAGCACAAACAAAAAUGCUAUGUGUGAGAUUUUCACAAGAGUUUACCAUCCGCAAAUACAGCUGGAUUUUCAAAGCUCAGCUCCUACUUACAUGGCAAACUAAGUGGCUUGAUUUUUUUUUAAGGUUCAGUAUGUGAUUUUGCAAAUCUGACCUUAAAUGUCAAAAUGGGAGUGAGUAGCUACUGAGCACUUGAAAAUCUGACCCUGAGCUGUUUGGAAACUUGGCAUUAUGGUAUACACACUUGCUAUUUUGUUUAAAUAUGGCCUAUCAUCAUAACAGUGGGUAUCUGGGAUUCCUCACCACAAGUUAAGACAACAAGGAGUUCUGCAGCACUUUAGGGACCAUGUGCUGUCAAUCUCAAUGUUUUUCUUGAUCUGGUAUGGCUCUGCACACUUGCAUAAAUUAAUCACUAUGGAAGUUGGUGUCAAUGAACAGGGAAAUUAUUUUGAUUAGAAAAUAUAUGUCAGCCAAGAAAUGAAGGCUCUUUAUAUAAUGUGAUGCUGUUGUGGACCAACAGAUAAAUUCGUGUACAAGAGGUAGAAAGGUAUCUUAUAUGAAUAAUACAUAUGCCAUUUCUCAUGCUGACAGUGAUAGCCACUUUAUUAAUAAUUUAUUUAUUGGUUCUGUAACAGAUUCUUGGCCGUGCACAUUUAAAAAAAAGAUGCAACCAUGUGCUGUGAGAAUCACAAAGUGAAAAAUUAUCCAACUCUGGCAUAUACUGUUUCCAAAGCCUCCUGGAUUCCACAGCGAUCUGUUGUGUUGACAUUUAAGCCAGUGACGUGAAACAUUUUAUCUUACUAACCUUAACACUCAACCAGUUUGUCAGCUUAAUGCUAAUCAUUUAACAUUCUCACAAUUAUUUCAGGCCAAGUGCAAUGUACCUUUUCAAACACUUUUUUUUUCGUAAAUAGAUAAAAAGCUCCAACACUGCACAACAUAUUGUCCCUGGUCCUGCUUGAUUUAAACCAGUGGGAACUUUGCCACAGAUUUCAGUGAGCAAAGAAUCAAGACCAUUGUGAUUAAUAAAAGCUCACUGCUUUGAAAUUAGAUUUCUCUUCUCUUUCUGCACCAAAUCUGAGUAAUGAGUCAGGUCCUCUGUCAGCUUUGUACAACAAAACUUGUAACUGCAGGAAAAGGUACAUUGUAUGCAGGGGAAAAAAAGAGCUGAGUUGAUUUUUUUUUUUACCCUCUAGCAAAUAUAAUAACAUUCAAUGGGGAUCGCUACUAAAAUAUAGUAGUAUUUGCACGUAUGCAAAACCAUACAACCAAGCCCAGCAUAUUGGUAGCUAUAUAUAUAUAUAAAGGCCCAGGCACUGCCACUUAUGGGGAAGCCCUGCAUUAACUUUAACAGAAGUUCAGGGCAUAUAGAUGAAAGGCAGCAUGGACCUAAAGGCUUGAGUCUAGUCUCAGAUGCUGUUAGAAAUAAUGUCGUAUGCUUAGAGCCAGCAGCAGUCUCUAGCACUGUUGUAUGCUGUACUGUAGCCAGGUAUAUCUGUAAUGUUGCACUGAAUGAAGCAGAAGCCAUUAGCAUCUAUUCAACUGUAGUUUCUUGUGCAUUUUAGUCUAAAUAAAGAAAAUACCCAAGAGAUGUUGUACAGAGGCUUGUGUGGCAAAGCAGUAGCUAUGGAAAGAUCGAGAGUAAUGGCCCUCAGUUUAUCUGGGUUUGGAAUUAAGAUUCCAAAAUAUUAUUUAGGACUUUAUUCAAUGAUAUGAUUUCUCAUUUCUGAUCAUGCAGUUCAGCUGUGGGGAACGUCUUAGUCUGAAGCAGUUGAUGUUUUCGGUUGAUAUAUGAAAUGCCCUUUGAUGUCAGUAGGAAUUAAGCAUAUGGAUCAAUGGCAGCCUAGAAUCCUAAACUGACUACAAGCUGCUAUUGAAAACCAUUGUAAACAAUAUGCUCUGUGGUCCCCUCCAAUCUGUGCAAGGGACAAAGGAGCAGAAAUUCUGGACAAAUACUUCACUGAUUCAUGCAAGUAGCAGCGUGCUCCCCUCCCUGACUCUGUCUGAGUCCAUAGAAACUCUCUGGUGCAAAUAAACACCAUGUGUUUGAACUCCCCUGGUGUUUGAGAGGUAGAAAUCCAAGGAGCAGCUGCUCCACAGAGCAUAUUCCCCAGGAGGAAAUGGUUUUACAGGAAAAUAACACACACAAACCACAGGAGUUAAUGUUAGUGCAGGCAGAAUUAACUUUCAUUCUUCACCUUUGUACCUCUGUCAGAAAUGAGAAUAAGCAAAUAGAGCAGUAUGUUGGAGUGGCAGCUGGGCUGCUAAACAAGUCCUUCUAGCUACAGAGUGGGAGGAACUGAAUAUUACAUUGAGAGGUUAAUUAUCCAGAUGGUAGCCCCAAGAUUCACAGGUUUGGUGUCAGAAUUCUCUCACUGAUCCUUGGUUCUUAACUGACUGAUUUGCCAUAGACACUAAUUCCUCAAAAAUAUAAAAACUUUCACUUAGUUUUCCCUCUUUAUUACUUCGGUUUGGAUGGGGAAGUGUGGUAUGUGGGGGGCCGGAGGAGAUACUAGAGAGAGAAACAUUUUUGUCCUGAUAUAAUCAAAAAUUCUUUUUUAAUUCACAGUAAUCUGAUAAAGCUGCAAUUAAUAUAUACAUUAUAAAAAUACUCUUAAUUCAAUAUACCCAAUUGUAUUAGAACUUAAUUAACUAAACAUAUUCUCGAAUGCAAACUAGGAAUCAGACUCCGGUCUUUUUGUACAGAGCAACUAGUAGAAAUUCACCUGCAUAUGGAAAUUCUUAACUGGUGUGAACUCAUUGUAGUGGUUCCUAUUCUUGUAUCCAGCUCAGGAGGAGAGGCUAGGAGAAAAAGGAUUUCCUAGAAGUCUGUGGUUGAUGCAAAGGCCCCGGUGGCUGAUAGCAGACCUUAGAGAGGUCACCAAGAUAUACCUGAACACAGAGGGGGCAGUGUUACAGCAUAGGGAGAUCCAUUAUCAUUGGCCUUUUGAGAUGAGGAUGUAGGUUUGUCAGGGGACAGUGUGGACAUAUGAUUCCAGAAUAUGAGGGAAUGGAUUGGACAGGAAGUAUGCUACCAGACAGUGUGGUAGGCUGGGAGUGGGUGUUGACCAAGCUAGUCACUGAGGUGUACCUACCCUGCUUUAUAGGUUAUAAGAAAAGGAGCUUUGUAACACUUGUGCCAGUGACAGGUUUCAUGGUAAGGAGCCCUGUAAGCCCCACACUGGAAGGAAACCAAUUAAAUGCCUGGUAUAGGUGAGUACCGGGAUAAGUUGAUAUUACUCCCCCUUGUGUUAAAAAAUUAAUAAAAGCUUCAGCCUGCCACUUGAGUUCAUGAUUGGGUCUAGCCUCAUUUUGUACCUGUGUCCACUUCAGUUCAUGUGGUAACUGAAAAACAAUUCUAUAUCAGUACAGGGUCCAGAGCCACAAAAGCAUAUAAGCAACCUGAUGUUAAGCAUUGCAGCUCCUAACUUUUAGGUGCCUAAAAAAUUACAAAAAGAGCACGGCCAUCCACAAAGCCUGAAUUAGGCACCUAGACUCCUAUACAGUGAGGCUACGUCUACACUGGCAUGAAUUUCCGAAAAUGCUUUUAACGGAAAACUUUUCCAUUAAA